GGCAGCGCUUCGCCAUCAUGGAGGAGAAAUGCAUUCUGGCAAUGAUCAUGCGUAAUCUGAGAGUACGUUCCCUGCUUCGGACUGAUCAAAUGCGUGUGGCAGCCGAACUCAUCAUCAGACCUCUUUAUGGCAAUCAAAUAAAUAGCAUAGACUUUAUAUCAUUCUCGUCUAUGAAACAGAGUGAUCUUUUCCAAUUUCUGCAUCAGUUCAAUUGGUUUAUGAGAAAGAAACAUGAUUCGAUAAUCAGUCUUGUGCCAGAUCUCAUUCGAGUUUGAAA
Messenger RNA from Cylicostephanus goldi, 277 nucleotides. The record is from the annotation of a GenBank genome assembly. Lineage: Eukaryota; Metazoa; Nematoda; Chromadorea; Rhabditida; Strongylidae.